AUGAAACCUACUUUAGCAAGGUCAAAACAAAAUUCAAGUACCUCUAAAACUAAUUGGUCAUCAAGAAUAUGGUCCAAAUUAGAUGAUGGUUGUUCUUUUGGAACGGUUCCCAUUAGAAGGAUUACUAGAGAGGAUCUUAUUAGACAACGAAAUAUGCCACCGCCAGAAGAUGUAAUAUCUGACGCCGAAUUGACUACUAUGAAUAAUAAACGUGAAUCAAAAAGAAGAUAUAUAUCUUCACAAGGAUACAAGUUGGCAAUAGUUCGAACUCCAUAUAAUCCAAAGAACAAAUUUGCGGGAGCUGAAAUGUCCAGUAGUCUAUAUAAUCCUCAAGUUGAAGGUCAGCAACACAGUGCAUGUCGAUUGAAAAUUCAAAAAGAAUCAGACAUUAUACAAGUUGGUUGGAGAGUGGAUCCAACUCUAUAUAAGGACAAUAAAACUAGGCUUUUCGUGCAUUUUCAAGCUGGUGAUAAACAUUGUUUCAAUAUAUUAUGUCCCGGUUUUGUGCAAGUAUACCCUGAUAUACCUGUUGAUAUAGUUUUCAAUGAUACUUCACAACGUGGAGCAGGGGGUUCAUGGGAGUUCCCGAUGCUUAUCGAACGGGAUGAAACCAAUGGAAAUUGGUGGCUUUUACUUGAUGAAAGAAAUAUCCAAAUUGGUUUUUGGCCUCAAAAGAUUUUCACAAGCUUGACAGGCUUUGCUAAUAACAUUGAGUGGGGAGGUGUCGCGUACAGCCCACCAGGCGUGCCUAAACCUCCGAUGGGAUCAAGUUAUUUUCCUAUUGGAAACAUUGGUUAUGAUGCUUAUUGCGGAAAGCUUACAGUUUUAAAUCAUAAAGGUGUAUUAAUAAACAUAUAUAGAACGUUAGUACGUGUUGACGAUACUAAUUUGUAUCGACUUAUAGAUGACCCACGAAUGGGACCUGGAAAAUUGAAACAUUAUGUAUUGUACGGGGACCAGGAGAAAGUCAACUACUUUAAAUAUAAUUACUUUGAAAGUAAACAAAAUAUGUCACAAAUAUUUGACUUUGAGACAAUAUAUGUAUUUGUAGCAGCCUUCACUCUGUUUAGAAUAAUUUUAACUAAAUAUAUCUAAAGAAUAUUUUUAAGAA
Messenger RNA from Solanum lycopersicum (tomato), 1111 nucleotides. RefSeq lists its product as uncharacterized. NCBI's taxonomy places the organism in Eukaryota, Viridiplantae, Streptophyta, Magnoliopsida, Solanales, Solanaceae. The record is from RefSeq and is a predicted model, not a curated record.